CCCAGCUGCCAUAGCUAUGUCUCUGCAACAGACCCCUCCGUCGCGGGUGUUCGUGGAACUGGUUCCCUGGGCUGACCGGGGCCGGGAGAACAAUCUGGUUUCGGGCACAGAGACACUACCUGGUCUCCGUCGCCAUCUGUCCUCAGCACAGACCCAAACUGCAACCCGCGAGGUACACGUAAGCGGCACCGCAGAGUUGUCUGCUGGCCCGAACAGGGCGCAGGUGACAGUGCGAGUGAGCAGCACUAAGGAGGCAGCGGCAGAAGCCAAAAAGAGCGUUUGCCGCCGUCUAGACUACAUCACGCAGAGCCUCCAGCAGCAAGGUCUGCAGGCAGAAAAUGUGACUGUGACAAAGGAUUUUAGAAGAGUGGAAAAUGCUUAUCAUAUGGAAGCAGAGGUCUGCAUUACAUUUACUGAAUUUGGAAAAAUGCAAAAUAUUUGUAACUUUCUUGUUGAAAAGCUAGAUAGCUCUGUUGUCAUCAGCCCACCCCAGUUCUAUCAUACUCCAGGUUCUGUUGAGACUCUUCGACGGCAGGCCUGCCUUGCUGCUGUUGAGAAUGCAUGCCGCAAAGCUCAAGAAGUCUGUAACCUUGUCGGCCAAACCCUAGGAAAACCUUUACUAAUCAAAGAAGAAGAAACAAAGGAAUGGGAAGGCCAAAUAGAUGAUCACCAGUCAUCCAAACUCUCGAGUUCAUUAACUGUACAACAAAAAAUCAAAAGUGCAACAAUACAUGCUGCUUCAAAAGUAUUUAUAACUUUCGAAGUAAAGGGGAAAGAGAAAAAAAAAAAGCAUCUUUGAAAUUCCAACCAAAAUAUAUUGUAUUUGCAUCUUUUUAUCUAUUUUUAUACUUUUAUAAUGUUUGCUUUUGUCCUGAA
Messenger RNA from Propithecus coquereli (Coquerel's sifaka), 876 nucleotides. It is a transcript of the gene IRAK1BP1, whose product is annotated as interleukin-1 receptor-associated kinase 1 binding protein 1. NCBI's taxonomy places the organism in Eukaryota, Metazoa, Chordata, Mammalia, Primates, Indriidae. The record is from RefSeq and is a predicted model, not a curated record. Gene Ontology annotation, biological process: immune response; canonical NF-kappaB signal transduction. The transcript is spliced from 4 exons. Bases 17 to 799 code for a protein of 260 amino acids.